GGCGCGAGCGGUGCUUUCUGCGUUAACCUAGAAGAAAGGCAGCUGAGGGGGGAAAAAAUCAAGCUUCUGCAAUAUAAGUUCAUCUCUCUGUGGAAUAAAGUAGAACCAGCGAGCCAUCAUGCCGAACAUGGAACAGAAUUUGUUUAACCUGAAGUUUGCAGCCAAAGAGCUACAGCGAAGCUCAAAGAAAUGCGACAAGGAAGAGAAAGCAGAGAAGGCCAAAGUGAAAAAGGCGAUUCAGAAAGGUAACAUGGAUGUGGCGCGGAUCCACGCAGAGAACGCCAUCAGACAGAAAACCCAGUCCGUGAACUUCCUGAGAAUGAGCGCCAGGGUGGACGCCGUGGCGGCGAGAGUGCAGACCGCCGUCACCAUGAACAAGGUCACUAAAUCCAUGGCCGGAGUGGUGAAGGGCAUGGACGUGACCCUGAAGAGCAUGAACCUGGAGAAGAUUUCGGCUCUGAUGGAAAAAUUCGAGCGCCAGUUCGAAACUCUGGACGUUCAGACGCAACAGAUGGAGGACAGCAUGAGCAGCACGACAACACUUACAACUCCACAGAACCAGGUGGACAGUUUGAUGCAGGAGAUGGCAGAUGAAGCUGGGUUGGAUCUCAACAUGGAGCUUCCCCAGGGACAGACAGGAACAUUGGCCAGCAGCGUGGCAUCUACAGAACAGGAUGAACUCUCUCAGAGGCUGGCUAAGCUCAGAGAUCAGGUCUGAGUGGAUUGACACAAGUGUGCGUGCAUGUGUGUGUGUGUGUGUGCGUGCAUGUGUGUGUGCGUGCGUGUGUGUGUGUGUGAGUCGCCAUCAUCAUAAUCCUCAUCUUCCUCAUGCUUCGUGUUCGCGAUUCUCUGAUGUCCGGAAGAUCUGCUGUUCGGAUUUCCACGCCCCCUCGACCCGGAUGUAGGUCACUCGUGGCCUUUGUGUAGUUUAGUGUAGUGUCACCAUUCCUUUCAGCUUCAGCGUACUCUGAACUCUCACCACGGACUUGAGAAAAGUCCCCGAAGACGCCGCCAUCUCACCUGCUCGCUUUUGGGAUUUAUUCGUUAGCAGGCGUUAUGUUAGCCUUGCUUUUUUUUUUCUCCCCGCUUUCGGACUGCUCAGAGAUCUCGGCACUAAUUUUACAUCCUCUUUCUUUCUCGACACAGAGGCCACCUAAUAAUAAACCACCUAAUCCAAACACUAUGAUCGAAAUAAAAAAUGUAUUUACUC
This is a messenger RNA of Ictalurus punctatus (channel catfish), 1210 nucleotides long. It is a transcript of the gene chmp1b, whose product is annotated as charged multivesicular body protein 1B. NCBI's taxonomy places the organism in Eukaryota, Metazoa, Chordata, Actinopteri, Siluriformes, Ictaluridae. Gene Ontology annotation, cellular component: ESCRT III complex; multivesicular body. Gene Ontology annotation, biological process: protein transport; late endosome to vacuole transport; endosome transport via multivesicular body sorting pathway. The record is from RefSeq and is marked provisional.